Molecule: messenger RNA, 573 nt
Organism: Micromonas commoda
Lineage: Eukaryota; Viridiplantae; Chlorophyta; Mamiellophyceae; Mamiellales; Mamiellaceae
Exons: 1
Coding region: 72-431 (119 amino acids)
Source: RefSeq, a predicted model, not a curated record
CGUGCGAGCACCUUCAUCAAGGGUCUUCUCACGUUUCACGACGACCGUCACUGAAUCACACGGGCGUCGAGAUGUCGGCGGUCGUGUGGGGCAUCGUGGGUGGUGUGCUCCUGGUCUCUAUGCUCUGCGGGCUGUGGUACUCGCGCUGCUCUGAGAACGAACGCCGACGGCGCGAGGAAGGUCUUCCCACUACCUGGCACCCCUCGCUCACGGGGAGCUACGAUCCGAGGGGUCCCCGGCACGCGGAGUUCGGACCGCCGCCGGUGCAGGCGCCCAUGUACGCGCCGUAUCCCCCGCAGCCUUACGGCGCUCAGCCAGCCUACGUGGUCCAGCCGGGAUAUCCCGCCCCACCCCAGCCGAUGCCCCCACAGCAGGCGCCGAUACCCAUGUACACCGCCACCGUACCGGCUCAGGCGGGGGUCAAGCAGUGAGCGACACAUAUAGCGAGCACCACCUCACCGCCCCGCGGUCUGCUAUACCUCGGAGCCCGCACUAGACGCCUAGGAGUCCAGAUCCGCGUCGUGUAAAAAAACCUUAGUAUUAGAAUUGCAAGCGGCACAAAAGUAGUGGUAC